GCCUAUUGUAUCACUGGGCUGCAUCCGGGCACUUCUCUUAGCCUGCGCAGAAACGGAAUGGCGGAGCUGGCUUAAUGGGCUCGGGGGAACAUCGACUAAAUUUAGCCGAGAUUCUGUCCCAGAGGUAUGAUGUCCAGGAGCAAUCGGAAAAUAUUCAUGGAGUGUACAAGAACUUAGAGCCUGAGAAGAACAUCCACUGCUCACAGGAGAGCGAGAUGCCACUUGAAGAGCUGCUGGCACUCUAUGGUUAUGAAGUGUCUGAUCCCAUCCCAGAACACAACAACGAGGACACUGUGCUUCCUCACAGCCUGCCCGACAUGACACUGGAUAAGGAACAGAUUGCAAAAGAUUUACUUUCCGGUGAAGAAGAGGAGGAGACGCAGUCCUCUGCUGAUGACCUGACUCCAUCCGUCACAUCACAUGAUGCAUCAGACUUGUUUACACAUCCUUUAAGAUCAAACUCAAUUGCAGAUGAUGAUAAGGAAACCUCCUCUAACUCCUCAGAGGACGACUCCGAAGAUGAUUCUAUUUUUUCCAGUGAUGGCAGAAAGGAUAUUAUGGUAGGGCCACAAUAUCAGGCAUUGAUACCCCCAUUAAAUCGGCACCGGUACCAGGAGAGAGCAUGUGAAAAUGAGGAUCAGCUCCUCUGGGAUCCACAUGUCCUUCCUGAGAAGGAAGUUGAGCAGUUCCUUCUACGAGUUGAGAAACGUGGCCGUGAAGAGGCAAACUGGGAGAUGUUGCCUGAUGGGGCGCUGGUCAGGGAUAACGAGCAGGGGCUAUAUGAGCUAGUGAAAUGCAGCUUCAAUGUAGAGGAAGCACUUCGAAGAUUAAGGUUCAAUGUAAAAGUAAUCAGAGAUGAGCUCUGUGCCUGGAGUGAGGAAGAAUGUCGGAACUUUGAGCAUGGCUAUCGGGUGCAUGGAAAGAAUUUCCACCUCAUACAGGCUAACAAAGUUCGUACACGAUCUGUGGGUGAAUGUGUGGAGUAUUACUACAUGUGGAAAAAGUCUGACCGACAUGAUUAUUUCACACAACAAAGCAAAUUUGGCAGAAGAAAAUACAGCCUUCCACCUGGAGCGAUGGACUAUGUUGACCAGGAUAUAGACAGUGGCGAUGUCGAUAGUGCUAGUCAUGCUCAAAGCUCACCGGCCCUUCAAUCAACCACUAGUGCCCAAGACUCCCAGUUUGACCAGGAUGCCCUUGAUCUGGAGGGCACAGAUGUGGAAAGCAGAGAAAGUUUGAGCUUCAGCAUCGGGAACAAUGUUGAUGCCAGCAACCCUGAAUUUAAUUUUGGCCAGAUUUCUCCAUCAGCAUCUGGUGGCAGCUGCCUGUACAGCGGCUCCGUGCCAAGUUUCCACCUCGAGGGGAGCCUACCUUUAGCAGCCAUUGCUGGGGUGAUGGGCCAACGGUUCACCUGCCAGGAAAUGGUUUUUAUGAGCUGCAGCUGGACCCCUUUUUAAGGAGCAAGCAAGAUGUUUCCAGUAGCAUGGGUCCAAACAUGCUAAAGGUUGGACUGACACUUCCGAAGAAUUUCAGUGAUGAACUGUCCAUUACUCCCACAGCUGGUGUGGGGGGUGGUGACACCAGCAUGUUGCCAGAAUUAGCUGCUCCUGUGCCACCAGCCUCAGCACAGAUGUCUGUUUCAGUGACGGCUGACUUUGGAACCAUAAGUGUUAGCAGUUUCCUCAGUACUCAUGCCAUGCGAUCGCCAAACACGAUGCAGCAGUCUUGAAUCUUUUGUCUUAACGAAAACCUUCUGCUUCUCUGUCUCUUUCUUUCUUGCCGUUUUAAUCUCUUCCUGUGUAAAAAUGUACAAGGACAAAAAGAAGAAAUGACCUGCUGUAACAGUUUGCCAUUGCUUACCCUGGUAUUUUACAGGGCACAGAAGAGAUCAUUGGUUUGAUUACCCUAGGUUUUAAAAACAAAAAAAAUCAAGCGUGGAUACCAAGAACACGAUCUUCAUCACAGGCCAAUCACUGCUUAAAAUCCCACAAGCUAGACUGUAAGGUGACAAUAGAGAUGCACUUCAAGCUGGAGCAUGGGGUGCAAAAGAUGGCCAAAUAUGCUCAGAGCAAGCAAGCAAGAGAGUAACGAUGGUUGUGGUAAGCAGUUGAUGUCCAAGAGCCAAACUUGCAGAUUUGAGCUCUGCUGGGUAGGUUGUGUUCAAUUGUAAAGGAGAUUUGGGGUCCUGUAACUGGCUGGCCUGGCACCUUUUCAUUUAACAGGUAGGUGGAUGAUGUGCAGUAGGCCUCAAAUCCUAUGAAUUCUGUUAAAUGUUCUGUGUAGUUAUGUGUGUGUUUAAUUUAAAGAACCUUCUAAUUAUUUUAAGUUUACAACUUUUCACUGUGUGAACUCACAGUGGGGGUGGGGGGGAUGUGUGAAAAAAAUGAUUUCUCUGAUUAGAAAUUUGGAAAAGUUGCUGACUUCAACCACUUCUACCCCAACGGAUAUGACUGCAGAAAACCCGUGUUGUCUUUGUAUGUUUUUAUUUGAACAACAUGCAGCCUGAAAACCUGAACAUUCACAUUUUGGAAGGUCCACCAGCAGGGUGGGCUAGUCGGACAAUAGCAUUAGGACAGAUGAAGCUUCUGUUGUGUCACGUCUGGAGAAAACAUGAACCCCAAAGAUGUUUGUUUAUGGGUUUUGUGAAUUGUAAAAGAAUUAACCGAUUCCUUUUUCUAAUUAUGUGGAAGAGACAACUUCUUAAAUGUCAUACUUAGGAGGGCAAGGGGUGAGAACGAUUCUAUUUAUUUUUCAUAUUAAAAGAUUUAAGUAAUUUAAUGGAUUUGUUUUCCUUCAAGAUAUAAUCUGAGAGCCGGCCGACUCGUCCUGACAGCAUGAAUGACGUAUGUCUGCAACUGUUCACUUGAGACUUGACAGCUUUAAAAAGUAGAGUGGCUGCUCCAGGAAGGCCAGAUCAUACCGUCAUUGGCACUGGGUGGGACACCAAAGAUUAAUAGGGAGAAAGGUGGGCUUGCUUAUAGCUUGUUGCUCUUGUUUGCUUUUAUUCCUUCUCUUAAAAAGCUCAUGUUUUAUAUUUUCAUUUACCAUAGAGGGGCCAAGUUCUAGACCAGUGCAGGGGAGCAUCCCACCCCUGCCCAAAUGAUACCAGCGAGCACUCGACUGCCUAGUCCCAUUUGCCCUCACGUCUUCUCAGUGUUUACAGUGUGUAUUUUAUUUACUGAACUGUUACAAAAAUAGAAUGGCCAUUGGCAACGUUUUCUAUUUAUUACAGGUUUUUUUUUUUUUUUUUAAAGGGAAGAAUUUUACGAGGGCGAUGAACUUAAAAAUUGCACGCUGUCUUUUUGCUUACGAUUCAAGAGGAGCGUGUUGUAUUCUGUAUUUUCUGACAACCUCUUCAUGGUCAUUUCACUCCUUGUUGGUUUUGGUGCAUAUUGAGCCAAUCUGGGACACUGGACUUGUCUCAAGCAUUGCACUUCUUCUCAUGGACAAUAAACUUGUGACUCUUUGUACUCUU
Molecule: messenger RNA, 3475 nt
Organism: Polypterus senegalus (gray bichir)
Lineage: Eukaryota; Metazoa; Chordata; Cladistia; Polypteriformes; Polypteridae
Gene: mier2
Product: mesoderm induction early response 1, family member 2
Exons: 12
Coding region: 75-1457 (460 amino acids)
Biological process (GO): negative regulation of transcription by RNA polymerase II
Cellular component (GO): nucleoplasm
Molecular function (GO): histone deacetylase binding; transcription corepressor activity
Source: RefSeq, a predicted model, not a curated record